AUGUCCUCCAUGGACUGCGAAAUCGCAAAGGUGCAAUUCAAAUCACACCAUAACCACGAUCGUCAUAACACCAUGGCUACAAGCCCUGUUCCGACAUAUGUAAACAGAAGCGCUCCGACGUAUAGUAUAACAGCUCAAGACCCAGCAUCCCAUGGCAAUAGCCUAGCAUCUCCACGCUACUCUCCAAACGUCCAGCCCUGGAGGAGACAACAAGCCCAGAGUUCACUAUCCUUCAUCCCAUCAACCUCCCCUCGCUCCGAACAAUCCGAGUAUACCACCUCGCAACUGAAGCACUCUAAAGAUCGUGGUGCCGCGUGUGUUUCGCCUUUUCGCUCCGUUCGCCGGAUGAAGGAGCCUUUCCAGCUCCGUCUGCCCGCGUCUCCAACUUCUGAAAACAACCCUAGCUUUUCCAAGGAAUCCCGGGUUACUCCAGUACCAUCUCAGACCCGGACAUUACGAACAUGGCGCUCAGACCAGAACCUCGUGUCUUCCAGUCUAGAGACAUUUGGACUCCUCCCUAGUCCCCCACUGUCUGAUACUCGCGCAUCCCAACCGUCCCCAUCAUCUACAUACUUCUCAUUGAAAGCUGGAUCCGAGUUGGAUAACGAUCAAGACCAAUCCAAAGAAUGUAUUUGCUUUCCCGGAGCACAGUCCUGUGGUAUCUGCGACCCACGCAGCCAUGCAACCGAAGUCGAUGAUCGGAAUAACUCAUUUCGGACCACCAAUGUGCAUAUGGCACAUUCGAAUCUUGUGAGGCAGUGGGAAAGCGAUGAUGGGGAAUUGACCCCCGCGUUGACGGAGUCGGAGCGCAUGUCCUCACCCGCAACCUACUCGGAUCUAGGGUCGGUAGGCAAGAGAAAUUUCUCGGGCUUCUCUGCUGUAACUCAGCGAAGUAGAUCGGGGACCGUGUCGAGCGAGGGCAGCUGGGUGCCGAGCAGUCUUUCAUACUGUGAAACAUGGCUCCAAGGCGCUCCCCCUAUGGAGGGUACAGGAGACAAAAGUGGGAAAUCGAAUGGGUUUAACCGAAGGAAGUUUCAGAUAGUUCAAAAGAGCCCUCUUAUCCCCGACUGGAAACGCGGACCGAAUGAUGUGAUGUUUGCGGUAGCCAGUAAAACAAAGCCAAAGCUUGUGGAUAUCUCGCGACAAUCCUCACCGGCUAUGAGCUACUCACUACCCACUCCAAUCCAUGUGGUACCCUCGACGCCCGAUCAACCCUUACCAGAAAUAUCGGCUUUCAGCCCUGAUACGCCCCUUGAGCUGUCAGAUAGUGGAUAUGUCACCCACAAUCCCACAUAUUCUCCAGCAGACCCUAGUAGGGAUAAGGAUGACGAGUAUACCGACUCGAGUUCCGUGGGUUCAAGAAGUGCCAGUGACAACGUUGUCUGCGACAAGGUACCGCCGAGUACUGAGCGCCCGAAACCACCUUCAAUACCCGAUAUAGCACCCAGAGUUAUUUCCUCACCGACGAUGCAAGUGUCUUCAGGCGGUUCAAACAAACCAGACCAGGAAGAACUGGAGAAGUGGUGGGAUCACGAAUGGACCGUUGACCAGCUUGAGCAUUCCGUUAAAGAUUUCCCUCGCAAUAAGCUCCGGCUUACGUCGCCAGUGAUCAUGUUUCUUCGCCAUAGCCAUGAGAAGGCUCUCAUGCGACCCUUUCGUCAGAUAUUCCCCGAUGCCCCCGAGAAUCUGCUUGAUUCUCUCUGUGCCGUUUUGAUAGCACGAAACUACGUUAUCUCCCUGCCGUCCCACAGCCGCCGAACUAUCAAUCUGCCAGCUCGGUCUCACUUUUCCAAACUCGACCCUGUCCCUGAGAAGGCCUCCUCCAUUCUGGGGAUGAAAUACGGCCAGUCCUCAUCCUCUCGGAUCCGAGACCGGGUUCUCGGGUCGCGAAGCGACGAACUUCGCAAACAUCUGGAUCGAAUUGUCGAGGGUCUUCUUUUUGAGAUCUGCGGACCGACCAACGAAGCCUUGAAAUCCGCCGUCCUUGUUCUGAUCCAGGUCCUUGAAGCCAAGGCAUAA
Messenger RNA from Aspergillus ochraceoroseus IBT 24754, 2019 nucleotides. RefSeq lists its product as uncharacterized. Bases 1 to 2019 code for a protein of 672 amino acids. The transcript has 2 exons. Lineage: Eukaryota; Fungi; Ascomycota; Eurotiomycetes; Eurotiales; Aspergillaceae. The record is from RefSeq and is a predicted model, not a curated record.